Cicer arietinum (chickpea) is the source of this 2895-nucleotide messenger RNA. RefSeq names its product exocyst complex component EXO70A1. Gene Ontology annotation, molecular function: phosphatidylinositol-4,5-bisphosphate binding. Lineage: Eukaryota; Viridiplantae; Streptophyta; Magnoliopsida; Fabales; Fabaceae. The record is from RefSeq and is a predicted model, not a curated record. Gene Ontology annotation, cellular component: exocyst. Gene Ontology annotation, biological process: exocytosis.
ACAGCAACAAGCAUUUCUCUGCCUCCUGUCAUGCACUUCGCAUCAACCCAAAAACAUAACUCUCUCUCUCUCUCUCUCUCUCUCUCUUCACAUUAGGGUUUCUCUCUCAUCACAAUCACAACGCAGAUUCAGAUUCCCAUCUACCCCAUUCUUCAUCUUUUCUCAACUCGCUGAGUUCACUCGCCCUUCUCCUCUUCUCCGACUCACUCAGUUAAUCACAAAAAAAAAAAACACAUUUCGACGAUUCCCAUGAAAAAUAGCCACAAUUAGCAACAACAACAAAAAAGAACAAUCUCAAAUCAGUUAUCAACUGUUGUUAUUUCUCUAGUUUGAUAGUUUUGAAUGGCUGGUUCUGGCUCCGGUUCUGUUAGUUGCAAAAGUGAUAGUAGAAUUGAGAAUUUGAUUUGUGCUACUAAAUCAUUGAAACUUAGCUUAGAGAAAUCAAAGAGUGUAGGGUUAGCAUUAGAUAAAGCAGGUCCAAGGUUAGAUGAGAUUAGGGUAAGGUUACCUUGGCUUGAAUCGGCCGUUCGGCCGAUUCGAGCUGAGAAGGAUGCCCUUGUUGCGGUUGGCGGCCAUAUUAAUAGGGCUGUUGGUCCUGCAGCUGCCGUGUUGAAGGUUUUCGAUGCGGUUCAUGGACUUGAGAAGUCUUUGUUGUCGGAUCCGCGGAUUGAUCUCCCUGGUUAUUUGUCGGUUUUGAAGCGCCUUGAGGAGGCACUGAGGUUCUUGGGAGAUAAUUGUGGGUUGGCUAUUCAAUGGUUGGAUGAUAUAGUCGAGUAUUUAGAGGAUAACUCGGUUGCUGAUCAGGUUUAUCUUAAGAAUUUGAAGAAGGAGUUGGAGAAUCUUAAGGUAUCGCAGAAUGGUGAUUUGGAUGGUGGUUUGUUACAGGCUGCUUUGGAUAAACUGGAGAAUGAGUUUAGGUUGCUAUUAACUGAAAACAGUGUGCCUCUUCCUAUGUCGAAUUCUCUUGGUGAUCAGCCUUGUAUUGCGCCUUCACCUUUGCCUGUUUCUGUUGUUCACAAAUUGCAGGCUAUUCUCGGUAGGUUGAAGGCUAAUGAUAGACUUGAUAAAUGUGUUUCGAUUUACGUUGAAGUUAGAAGUUCUAAUGUGAGGGCGAGUUUGAAGGCGCUGAAUUUGGAUUAUCUUGAGAUCUCUGUGUCUGAGUUCAAUGAUGUUCAGAGUAUAGAGGGGUAUAUAGCUCAGUGGGGGAAGCAUUUGGAGUUUGCGGUGAAGCAUUUGUUCGAGGCUGAGUAUAAGCUUUGUAAUGAUGUGUUUGAAAGGAUUGGACUCGAUGUGUGGAUGGGUUGCUUUUCGAAGAUAGCUGCACAGGCUGGUAUACUUGCAUUUCUUCAAUUUGGGAAGACUGUUACGGAGAGUAAGAAAGAUCCGAUUAAGCUUUUGAAGUUGUUGGAUAUUUUUGCGUCGUUGAACAAAUUGAGACUGGAUUUCAACCGUCUUUUCGGGGGAACUGCGUGUGCCGAAAUCCAAAGUUUGACAAGGGAACUUAUCAAGAGUGUGAUUGAUGGAGCAGCAGAAAUUUUCUGGGAACUUCUGGUUCAGGUAGAGUUACAGAGGCAGAACCCUCCUCCUCCGGACGGGAAUGUCCCGCGAUUGGUUAGCUUUAUCACUGAUUACUGCAAUAAACUCCUCGGAGACGACUAUAAGCCUAUACUGACCCAAGUCCUGAUCAUUCACCGUAGUUGGAAGCGGCAAAGUUUUCAGGAGAAGCUCCUUGUUAAUGAGAUUUUGAACAUACUGAAAGCCGUUGAAUUAAAUUUGGAGACAUGGAUCAAGGCUUACGAUGAUCCUAUGUUGUCCAACUUUUUUGCUAUGAACAAUCACUGGCAUCUGUUCAAGCAUUUGAAAGGAACGAAACUCGGGGAUCUCUUGGGGGAUUCUUGGUUAAGGGAACAAGAACAGUACAAAGACUAUUACUUGACAAUAUUCUUGCGAGAUAGCUGGGGAAAGCUUCCUGGACAUUUGAGUAGGGAAGGGCUGAUUCUUUUCUCGGGAGGGCGUGCAACAGCUCGUGAUCUGGUCAAGAAAAGACUGAAAAAGUUCAAUGAAGUUUUCGAUGAGAUGUUUUCGAAGCAGUCAGGUUGGAUCAUGGUAGAGCGAGAUCUUAGAGAGAAGACGUGUCAGCUUAUAGUGCAGACUGUGGUGCCUGUUUACCGGAGUUACAUGCAGAAUUACGGUCCCUUGGUUGAGCAAGAUGCCAGCUCCAACAAAUAUGCAAAAUACACAGUGCAGAAGCUGGAAGAAAUGCUUUUGUGCCUUUACCGGCCGAAGCCUGCAAGACAUGGUAGCUUGAGAAGUCCGCAACUUAGUGGAAAGUACGGCAAUGCAAUACCCGAUCUUCGUCGUACAGCCUCUGCGGUAGCAUAGAAAGUCUCUUCCUCUCAUCAGAUGGAUGGCUACUGUAUAUAUAAUUUUUCAUUGGAGCUCUGCAGUGCAUAGGAUUGGCUUUGCUUAGAUUCUGAGAAGGAAGUUUCUGAGUAUUUAUAUUCAAAUAUCUGAUGUAUUUUCCAUGAAAAUGAAGUUUUGUAUCUCCUUCAAAAAGGGGUUUCUGUAAAAGAAGUGCAAUUUCUAAGUGUACCAUAGGCUAUGACGAUCCUUUGGUGAAUAAAUGUGGACCUUCCAAUGAGGUUCUUGGGUCAUACUCCUUACUAAGGUAAUUAUUUUUUCCAUCUUCAUCAUUGUCCAUUGAGUUUGUAGCAGGAUCAUUGUUAUAUGCAGAUUUUAUGUACAAUUUUUUUUAGUAUACAUGAAUUUAUAAGCUUAGAUUAAUAGAAUGUUUAGCCAUCUGUGUUGGAAGGGUUGAACUGUUAAUUGUAAAUGCAGAAACCCUUGUGAAUUGCUUGUUUCAUAUAGUAUUUUCUAAGGUUGUCUUUUCCAAAA